Molecule: messenger RNA, 2625 nt
Organism: Guillardia theta CCMP2712
Lineage: Eukaryota; Cryptophyceae; Pyrenomonadales; Geminigeraceae
Exons: 22
Coding region: 234-2603 (789 amino acids)
Biological process (GO): protein ubiquitination; ubiquitin-dependent protein catabolic process
Cellular component (GO): cullin-RING ubiquitin ligase complex
Molecular function (GO): ubiquitin protein ligase binding
Source: RefSeq, a predicted model, not a curated record
AGCUGGGAAUGCAGGGAUCUGACCACCUCAUAAUGUCCGAGAGAUGAAGCGCGUCGAAGGGAGGUAUUGAAAGACUUGUUGGACCUGUCAGUCAAGUUGCAAAGGAUCUGCUGUGGCGUUCUUUUGCUGAGCGAUCUCCUCGGAUCCACUUGCCAGUUCUUUGCCUCCCGAAAUUGCAAGGAGUAGAUAGCGGGGCGCUGAUUGUGCCUGCAUCUGUCUCUGUUUCUGUUUGAAUGCAAAGAGCAUCUCGUGCUCAAGUCACUGACAAAGAUAAGUGGAACAAGCCGGUUGGUGAACCAGCGAAGAAGCGUCUUCGGACGUUGACAAACGAGCAAGAGCCUUUGAACAGCUCAGUGAGCAGCUCAGAGAAGAUGGAGACGGAUAAAGAUGGCAUCAGUGCUUCCGGUCGAAACCUUCCGUCCACUAGGCCUCAGAUUGGUGAGAACAGGGCUCAUCCUAAGAAAAUGAUUAUUUCCCUCAAGAAAGAAAAACCCAAGUUGCCAGAAACCUUUGAAGAGGAUACUUGGAAGAAGCUUAAGAUGUCUGUGCACGCAGUCCAUCGUGAGCAACCUGUCGAGCAAAGUUUUGAAGAAUUGUACAAGGCCGUUGAAGAUUUAUGUAUACACAAAUUGGGCCCAAAUCUUUAUUCCCGUUUACAAAAUGAUUGUGAAGAGCACAUCAAGUCCGAGAUAGAAUCGCUGGUCGGUCAACCAGAUGAUGCUACUAUCUUCCUGGAGACGGUCGAAGCUUGCUGGCAAAAACAUUGCAAUCAAAUGUCCCUUAUUAGAUCAAUAUUUUUGUACCUGGAUAGAACUUAUGUUAUACAAUCAAGCAAUGUUUGCUCGCUUUGGGCAAUGGGGUUACAGUCUUUUAGAAAGCAUUUGAAUUCAGCACCUGAAGUUCAGAACAAGAUAGUCUCUGGCAUGCUAAGUUUGAUAUUGCAGGAGAGAUCUGGUGACAUGGUGAAUCGGUCACUACUCCGAAAUCUGUUAAGAAUGCUGGCUCAAUUACAAUUAUAUUCAAGCUUCGAAACUGCAUUUCUUGCCGAUACAGAGUCGUUUUAUCGACAGGAGGGAAGUGACAAGUUACAGGAUCUUGAUAUCCCAAAUUAUUUGCUGUUUGUUGAACGUAGAAUCGAGGAGGAACAUGAUAGGAUUGGUCAUUAUCUUGAUAUUCAAACCAAAAAACCGCUAAUCUCAAAACUGGACGCACAAUUGUUAGAGGCACAUGCACAGACCAUUGUAGACAAAGGUUUUGAAAUCUUAAUGACACAACAUCGAAUCAAGGAUCUUCAGCGCUUGUACAAUUUACUUUUGCGUGUAAAUGGACUUUCAAACAUCCGACAAGCCUUCUCAGCUUACAUUAAGAAGACUGGAGUAGAAAUUGUGAUGAAUGACGAAAGAGGCUUAGAGAUGGUUCAAGACCUAUUGGAUUUCAAAGCUCGAUUAGAUGAACUGCUGGAACAAGCUUUCGCUUCCAACGAUGAACUCAGCCAUGCCUUGAAAGAUGCUUUUGAGACUUUGAUAAAUGCAAGACAGAACAAACCUGCAGAGCUGAUAGCGAAGUUUGUAGAUCAACAGUUGCGGUCUGGAGGCAAGGGAAUCUCAGAACAGGAGUCCGAGCUCAUUCUCGAGCGUGUUUUGAUCCUAUUUCGAUAUCUGCAGGGGAAAGAUGUCUUUGAGGCAUUCUUCAAGAAAGAUCUCGCAAAGAGAUUGCUUUUGAACAAGAGCGCUUCAAUAGAUGCUGAGAAGGCAAUCAUUUCAAAAUUAAAGCAAGAAUGUGGAUCAUCAUUCACAAACAAGCUAGAGGGGAUGUUCAAGGACAUGGAGUUGUCAAAGGACAUCAUGACAGCCUAUUCGAACUCGAGCGUCACUAGCGAGUUGUCUGUUCAUGUCUUGACAACCGGAUAUUGGCCCGCGUAUCCUCCUGCUCCACUGAACUUGCCGAAGGAGAUCCUCGAUCACCAAGAAGCCUUUGAGAAAUUCUAUCUUUCAAAGCAUCAAGGGCGAAGGCUCACGUGGCAGAACUCGCUGGCUCACUGCUCGUUGAAGGCAACGUUCCGGCCGAAUGCUGCAGGCAGGAAAGAGCUGUUGGUCUCGUUGUAUCAAGCCGCGGUCUUGCUGCUGUUCAACGGUUCGGACGAGUUGAGCUUCUCGGAGAUAGCUGGGGCGGUGGGGAUGGACGACAAGGAGCUUCGGGUGACCCUGCAGUCAUUGGCAUGCGCGAAAAUCAAAAUCCUCAACAAGUCGCCCAAGGGUCGGGACGUGGAGGACGGGGACAGUUUCACUUUCAACUCCAAGUUCGAGAGCAAGCAGCUGAGAAUCAAAGUGAACUCCAUCCAGCUCAAGGAAACUCAGGAAGAGAACGACAAGACUACCGAGAGUGUCUUCCAGGACCGCCAGUACCAGGUGGACGCAGCUAUAGUGAGGGUGAUGAAGGCGAGAAAGUCGCUCUCGCACACACUGCUGAUCUCAGAGCUGUUCAAGAUCCUCAAGUUCCCAGUGACUCCUCCUGACCUCAAGAAGAGGAUCGAGUCGCUGAUAGAGAGAGAGUACCUAGAGAGGGACCGGGAUAGCCCCUCUGUCUACAAGUAUCUUGCAUAAGAUUGUAUCGCUGUCAGCCGUU